This is a messenger RNA of Drosophila guanche, 2339 nucleotides long. RefSeq names its product nucleoporin nup189. The transcript has 5 exons. NCBI's taxonomy places the organism in Eukaryota, Metazoa, Arthropoda, Insecta, Diptera, Drosophilidae. The record is from RefSeq and is a predicted model, not a curated record. Bases 16 to 2241 code for a protein of 741 amino acids.
UAAAAUGGUCAGCGGAUGCCAGGGGCCGACUCAGAAACGAUUCGAAGUGCCUUGAUGGAGGUUCUUUGCAAAAUAUUAGCAGUGUGCACGCUGCUCGUCAGUGCCCAGGCGUUCGUGGCAGUGGAGCCAGCCAGCUCCAGCUCCAGCGAGCUGUCCUGGAAGUCACUUUUCUUUGAUGCCCUCGUGGGAAACUCCGAUGAGUUGCAGGCUGCAGAAUCCCUGGGUAGCCUUGAGGAGUGCACGGCCAUCUACACGGUGGAAAAUGUCGAGAUCCUCCUAAGUGCCGGCUACAAGAUUCGCCGCUGCAUCAAGGUCGCUGAGAAGGACAUUCGUAGGGACCUGAAGGAUGCCACCCACAAAAAGAAGGAAUUCGAGCGGGAGCUGCGCUCCUGCACCAGCCGCGAUUGCUACGUGGACUCGAUCAUGAACCUGUUCAGUUCCGUCCGCCUCAGCCGUCACGACUACAGGCGCAGCAGGCACUGCAUCCUCAAGGAGGUGGAACAGGCUCUCGUUCAGCUGGACAGGGCGUCCAUCGUCCUUGCCUUUUGCCUCGCAGACCAGCAGCCACCCCAGAACAGCACUCUGUCCCCGCCCAUCUGGAAUACGACUCACACCACUCCCAACUGGAACUGGAACACCACUUCCGGUCCAAAUUUGAACACCACCGAAGGCCCGUGGUGGAACAACACAACCGCUGGACCAAAUUGGAAUACAACUGAGGGUCCCUGGUGGGGAAAUACUACCUCCGGUCCGAACUGGAACACAACCGAAGGUCCCUGGUGGGGAAAUACCACUUCCGGUCCGAACUGGAAUACAACCGAAGGUCCAUGGUGGAACAAUACCACCCAAGGUCCCUGGUGGAACAAUACCACCGAAGGUCCGUGGUGGGGUAAUACCACUUCCGGUCCAAAUUGGAAUACAACUGAGGGUCCCUGGUGGGGAAAUACUACAUCCGGUCCAAACUGGAACACAACCGAAGGUCCGUGGUGGGGUAAUACCACUUCCGGUCCAAAUUGGAAUACAACUGAGGGUCCCUGGUGGGGAAAUACUACAUCCGGUCCAAACUGGAACACAACCGAAGGUCCCUGGUGGGGUAAUACCACUUCCGGUCCAAACUGGAACACAACCGAAGGUCCGUGGUGGGGUAAUACCACUUCCGGUCCAAACUGGAACACAACCGAAGGUCCGUGGUGGGGAAAUACUACAUCCGGUCCAAACUGGAACACAACCGAAGGUCCCUGGUGGGGUAAUACCACUUCCGGUCCAAACUGGAAUACAACCGAAGGUCCGUGGUGGGGUAAUACCACUUCCGGUCCAAAUUGGAAUACAACUGAAGGUCCCUGGUGGGGAAAUACUACAUCCGGUCCAAACUGGAACACAACCGAAGGUCCGUGGUGGGGAAAUACUACAUCCGGUCCAAACAGGAACACCACCGAAGGUCCGUGGUGGGGUAAUACCACUGCCGGUCCAAAUUGGAAUACAACUGAGGGUCCCUGGUGGGGAAAUACUACAUCCGGUCCAAACUGGAACACAACCGAAGGUACCUGGUGGGGUAAUACCACUUCCGGUCCGAACUGGAAUACAACCGAAGGUCCAUGGUGGGGGUGGGGUAAUACCACUUCCGGUCCAAACUGGAACACAACCGAAGGUCCCUGGUGGGGUAAUACCACUUCCGGUCCAAACUGGAACACAACCGAAGGUCCGUGGUGGGGUAAUACCACUUCCGGUCCAAAUUGGAAUACAACUGAAGGUCCAUGGUGGGGAAAUACCACUUCCGGUCCAAACUGGAACACAACCGAAGGUCCGUGGUGGGGAAAUACCACUUCCGGUCCGAACUGGAAUACAACCGAAGGUCCCUGGUGGGGUAAUACCACUUCCGGUCCGAACUGGAAUACAACCGAAGGUCCAUGGUGGGGUAAUACCACUUCCGGUCCAAACUGGAACACAACCGAAGGUCCGUGGUGGGGAAAUACUACCAAUACGACCCCUAACUGGACCUUGUCCACCCCUGUACCCAACUGGAACACAACACAAGGGCCAUGGGGGAACAAUGGAACUACUCUUGGGCCAAACUGGAACACCACCGUCCUUGAGCCACAGUGGAACUCAACCACUGGAAGACCUCAGAACCCAACAACCACCGAAGGACCGCAGUGGAAUGCAACCACAACCGAGGAGCCUGCCACCACACAAGGAAAUUGGUGGGAUAAGUUCAUGAAAGAGGUUGGAUCCCUGUUCUAGGCAGCCCCCACGAGGCAAAGGCACGUCCCAAAGUCUUGUUUGGUGACGGCAAAUAAGUAAUUGUUGUAGCAAAUAAAUCAAAGCAAAAAAUAUAAAUA